GCAGACAAGUUGACGAGCUACAAGUUUGAGGUCUCCAUGUUCACCAAGAGCAUCAAGACUGCGGAGCGCUACUCCGGACUGGAGAGCUGCCCGGACAUCGACACGGUCGACGAGAUCGACAAGGAUGGAGUUUUGAUUGGUUGGAACAAAGUGUUUCAGUACGUAUUGGAGAAGCUGGACUUCACCAGCCUGAAUGAUACGGGCCUCCUCGCGGAGGAGUUCUUCCUGAAGGUCAGCCGGAACUCGGGCGAGACCUUCCAGGACUGGGCCGCCAGAUUCGAGAAGAAGGAGCGGGAGCUGUUGGUGCAGCUCCAAGUCAUUGAUUCCAGCGUGACGGAAGUGAUUGCGAAGCCUCUUCGGACAUGGUGGUUCCUUCGGAAGUCCAAGCUAUCCCCUGUUCAACGUGGAGAGAUCACCGCCACUGCAGGUGGCGACCUCAACUUUGGCAAGACAUACAAGGCCUUGCUCACGCGCUUCCCGGCGGAGGCGCUGGCGGAGCUCGACGGCAAGCAGCACCGUAAGGCCUUCUAUGAGGACACGCCCGUCGACGACGUUGAGGACGAGACUGGUGGGGAAGAUAUUGAUUUCACAGAGGUUGUCGAGCAGCUGAUCACCCUCGCUGAAGAAGAUGAAGAUGAGGAGCCAGCUGGCGACAACCCAGCGGACAACGAGGUGUUCGCAGAGUUCAAGCAGGUGGGCAGGAGCUUCAAGGACGCUCGCGACCUGAUCCGACGCCUUCGAGUGUCCCGCGACUACUACCCGGUCGUGUCGCUCAAGGACCCCGAUCGCGUGCCCCCGCCUCCGAACCCGGGACGAGGCUUCCAGCGUGGCCGUGGCAAGAACGGUCGAGGCCGCGCUCGCUUCGACACGGGCAAGGGACGUGACAUGUCCAAGAUGAAGUGCAUCGCGUGCGGCGAAUAUGGUCAUCGAGCGGCGGACUGCAACGAGAGGUUCAAGAAAGAUAAUACGAGAGAUGGAGCUCGUGGGACUACUCACAACGGCUUCGUCCUGUCCGCCCUCGACGAGUACCUCUACCUCCUGGAGCGCGACGGCAUCUGGGCGAUCCUCGACAUCGGGGCCACGAAGAGCCUCGGCGGCCUCGAGAGCGUCGAGAACCUCAUGUACGAGAUGCUGGACCAGCACGGCCAGGAGUUCGAGACGACACAUGACGAGUGCUCAUUCACCUUCGGCGACGGCCUCCAGAAGAGCUCGAUGGGCACGGUGAAGGGGAACGUGUUCCUCGGCGGCGACCUGACCGAGGUCAAGCUGUCGGUGAUGCCGAACCGCGUGCCGAUCCUCCUGGGCAUGGACAUUCUGACUGACUCGCUGAAGGUUGUGGUCGACUGCGGCCGGAACUGGAUCGGCCUUCCGACCAUGGGCAACAAGGUGUUCUUCUGCGAGCGCCUCUCGAGCAACCAUCUGGCCGACAACCUGACGACGCCGCAGUGGUGGAAGGAGGUGCCGCUUUCCUUGCCGAGUGCCGGGUGCCUGACGUCCCAAGCGACGGCGCCUGAUGUUCUGGUCGAGGAGCUGCCCGACGAGGCCGCUCCCGACGGAAACCUCGGCGGCGCGGACACCUACCAGAGCGACGGAAACUGCGACACGGAGCGGAUCGGCUCGAGCGACGGAAACCUCGAUUUCGUUCGGACGGGGAUCGGCAACUUCGGCUCCAGCGACCCCGGCGCCAGCAUCAGCAGCAACACCAGCUAUUCCGGCAAGAGCCACACGUCUACGAAGGCGACGGAGGUGACCAUCCGGGAGCAGGCAGUGGCUCUACGCUGGCGGCGCCUGUCCAACAAGCUGAACUCCCCGGAGGUGCAGGGGGGCUGGAAGUUCACUCCGGAGAUGCUCGACGACUCGGAACUGCCGGAGAUGGACUCGAAGAGCCACGACAAGGUCCUGGACGAGAUCUACCAGACCAUCGCCGAGGACCUGACGGAGCUCGGCAGGCCCUACCGCAUCGACCUGAUGGAGGUGUGCUGUCCGGAGGACUCGAGCCUCAGCAAGGCCGUGCAGGACCAGGGAGGCAAAGUGUUCAGGUGCGGCCUCUUCAAUGGGAUCGACAUGGGAACGGCAACCGGGCUUCGACGCGCGCUUCACCUUCUCCGACGACUCCGACCGCGCCGCUUGGUUCUCAGCCCGCCAUGUACAGCAGACUGCCCGAUCCAGAAUCUCAACCAGAAGACAGCUCAGCAGAAGGCCACGUAUCUGGCGAAGGUGCGCAAGGCCCGACGGAUCCAGCGGAACUGCAAGAGCCUCUGGGAAGACUCGAAGAAGAUUCACGACUGCCACACCGAGCUCGAACAGCCAGCUGCCAGCCGAAGCUGGACCAGGUCGCCCUCGAUCAAGGCGAUGCGCGACCAGAUGCACGAGACGAUCAUCCAUGGCUGUGCGUAUGGACUUCGCGAAGCUCGUUCCGGCCUGCUGAUGAGGAAGGCAUGGCGCAUAUGCUCGACAGACCCGGAGUUCGGCGCUAAGCUCGGCAGGACGUGCUCCAACCGCCCUGGCAGGGGCGACAACCACACACACCGCCCCAUCGAGGACGGACAGGUGGUGGCCCAGACGGCCUUUUACCCACCAGCACUGUGUAAGGCCUGGGCAAAGCAUAUCCUGAAGACGAACACCAGCGCGAGGUACGGCAAGGAGAUCUUCACCAGCUUGGAACAGAUCCCAGAGGACGCUGAAGAGGAGAUGGAGGAGGCCCUCGACGAGGACCUCUUGCAGGAUAACCCCGAGGCCAUGGACGACGAGUCGGUCAUGAAGGGCCUGGGCAUCUCCGAGACACCGACCAAGAAGGAGGAGCUGGAGAUAGAGCAACGGCUGACGCGGCUCCACCGCAACCUCGGCCACCCGAGCAACAAGACGCUGUACAAGAUCCUCAAGGCAUCGGGAGCACCUCUCCAGGUCCUACGAGCAGCUCUUCGCCUCCAGUGUCAUGCAUGCCAUGCGGGGCAACUACCAAAAGCCGUCAGGGUCGCCUCGGGCAUCGAGUUGCCAGGCGUCCUAGAGGUGCUGGCCUCCGACGGGCUCGAGUGGCUCUCGCCGAAGCAGGGCUCCUUCCUGAUGACGUUGAACCUCGACGAGGGAUCCGGGCUCACCAGUGUCACCUAUCAUGGACAGAAGGGAGAGCGCAAUGGCAACAGAUCGACUCAGGAGGUGAUUUCAACAUGGAAUGACUGGUGCGGACAUUACCGCCGCCCCAGCCUUCUCCGUCUGGACCCCGAAGGUUGUCAUCGUUCACAAGCAGUGGCCAGGUGGUGUUCGGACCGCGGCAUCGAGCUGUGGAUUGCCCCGGGCGGGGCCCACUGGCUGAUGGGCAAGGUCGAGGGGCGCAUCCAGCUUUUCAAGCGACUGAUGACGAAGCUGGCAACGCUGGACCCCGACUGCCCGGUCGAGGAGUUGGUGUCCUGGGCCGUGAGCGCGAUCAACAGCAUGGACAAGGUCGGCAACCACUCCCCGUUCGAGCACGUGAUGGGCGUCUCUGGGAUGCCGGCCUCGAGCAACCCGUUCGCCAUCAUUGACGGGGACACCGGGCAGACUCAGGAGCAGAGGCGCCUCCUCGCGCGCAAAAGCUUCCUGGAAGUAGAGUAUGCUGAGCGUCGUCGACACGCCGAACAGGCCCGCAACCGGGUCUAUCAGACCUGGAAUCCGGGGGACCUCGUCUACUUCUGGCGCAAAGGGAAAGGCCUUGACCCUCGCCCUGGGAAGAAGGGCGGAUGGUACGGCCCUGCUCGUGUCCUUGCUCAGGAAAAACGACACGUGGACGGGCGCGCCCGUCCUGCCUCGGUCAUCUGGAUCUCCCACGGGAGCGUGCUCAUCAGGUGCGCCCCGGAGCAGCUGCGCGUCGCCUCGGAGGCAGAGAAGAUGAUCGUCGAAUUUGCAGCGGCAGAGCAACCUUGGCAAGACCAUGACGGAGAUCUUGGCGAGUCGAGACCUCGAUGGCGCAUGACACACCGCGGACCAGAGCUCGAUCUGCACGCACCGCCGGAGAAGCGACAGAAAGGCGCAGACGAGGAGAUGGCCGACGCGCUGUUCGACAGCAACCACCUGGUCGACCUCUUCAAGGACAAGCUGGACAUCACCCUCGGCAUCGACGAACAGCAGACCGUCUACUUCGAGUACUUGCAGGACGAGAAUACCACUCCAGACGGACGCCGAGGUUUGAUGAGCCACAUCCUGGACAGCUUCGUCGUCAACCAGCGCCGGAAGGACAAGGUGGAGCUGACCUGGUCCAAGAUGAACGCCACCGAGCGUGAGGAGUUCGAGGUAGCCAUCGCCAAGGAGACGAACAACUGGGUCCAGCAUCAGGGACUUCGCGCUGUCCCGAUAUCUCGGGUCAAGGACGCGGCGGACGUCAUCCGGGCAAGGUGGCUCUUCACCCGCAAGUCCGAUGGGAAGGCGAAGGCCCGGCUCGUCCUCCUCGGCUACCAGACGAAGGACCUAGGACAGGAGCCGACAGCCAGCCCCACCGCGUCUCGGCGCGCCCGUCACGUGAUGCUAACAGUGGCCGCCGCGAACCGCUGGAAGCUCAUCAAGGGCGACGUCACCUCCGCCUUUCUGCAGGCCCACGACCUCGACAAGGACCUCUUCAUCGAGCCAGACGCCGUCCUCAGAAAGGCCUUCCACGUGCAGGAAGGGGAAAUCCUCCAGGUCGUGAAACCUGGAUAUGGGAUCGGCGAGGCGCCCCGGCACUGGUGGGAGACGGUCAAGCACGACUUUGCGAAACUUCGACUCCAAGCCUGCGAGUUGGAGCCCUGCCUCUGGAAAGCACGAUGUUCCAGGACGGGUAUGCUCAUCGGUAUGAUCAUGGCCCACGUCGACGACUUCAUCAUGGCAGGAGAUACCUCCCACCCUGAGUGGCAGGACAUGGUCAAGCAGAUCCGAGGGCUCUACAAGUGGGGCACCUGGGAGGACAUGAAUGACGGGCUCACCUCUCUCGAACAGUGCGGCGUCACCAUCGAGGAGAGCGAGCAGGGCUUCUUCCUCCACCAGAAGUCGUACAUCGACAAGAUCAAGGAGGUCAAGGCGGCCAGCGGCAGUAAGCAUCGGACCACCGACAGCCUCAAGGACUCUGACAAGACGGUGCUCAGGGCGUUCUGCGGCGAGAUCUACUGGCUUGGCGUGAAUACCAUGCCAUUUCUCUUAUCGUGGGUAGCCGACCUCCAGAUGAAGAUACCAGCAGGUACUCACAACCUCUUCACGGCCGCUAACAACAUCGUCAAGCUCGUCAAGCAGAGCCGCCACAUGGGGAUCAGGAUCUACCGGCACGCCCUGGACGACCUCGCCAUCUUCACCUGGUGCGACGCAGCCUGGGCCAGCCGCCCGGAUGGACACUCCCAGGGUGGUCAUAUCACCGCUAUCUCCUCCAAGGCGGCCAUGGACGGGAAGCUCUCCGAGUUCACGGUCCUCGACUGGGGCUCCAAGAAGCUGCGCCGCGUGGCUCGGUCAAGCCUGGCGGCGGAGGUGCAGGAAGCCGGCGACGCCGAAGGCGAACAGAGCAUG
Prorocentrum cordatum is the source of this 5502-nucleotide messenger RNA. The record is from the annotation of a GenBank genome assembly. Lineage: Eukaryota; Dinophyceae; Prorocentrales; Prorocentraceae.